AAGUCAUUGAACAAAAAAUGGAGAGAUUAUAAAGGUGACUUGAAGCAAGAAAAUUAUGAUCUAUCAAAGACAAAGGAUGAAAUCAUAGAAAAUGCACCUGAGGGUGUUAUGGAAGAUCAAUGGGCAACCCUUGUAAAUUCAUGGUUCACUGAGAAGAGUCAGAAGUUAAGUGAGAUUAACAAAGCAAAUGCAAAGAAGAAGAAAAAUGCACAUACUUGUGGAAGAAAAAGCUUUGCAAGGAAAAAAUUUGAAAUGAUUGAUGAAAAUGGACAAGUGCCUGAUAGAUUGACUCUUUAUGAAGAAACUCACAAGAGAAAGGAUGGAACUUAUAUUGAUGAUGAAGUUAGACAACUGAUUGAAAAAGCCCGUGCUCUAAUAAGUGAAAGAAGUCAAGAUGCUUCAAUUGAUUCAUCUGAAUUGAAUGAACAAGUUUUUCAAGAAGUUAUGGGAGAAGAACACAAUGGUAGGGUGAGAGGUGUUGGACUUGGUCCUACUCCAACUAGUUAUUAUGGUAGAAAGAGAGCAAGAAAUGAAUCUUCGGAUUUUGUCCAAUCCAAAAAAAUUGAAUUUCUUGAGAAGCAAUUGGAAGAAGUGACUAAAAAUUAUGACACAGUAACAACAACUUUAAAUGGUUUGAAAGCAUGGAUUUCCAAGACAUUUCCUGGUGCUCUAGAGGAAAUUAAUGAGGAAGCAAUUAAUCAAGAUCAUUGUUCUCCAAACAAUAUUUCAUCACACUCAGGUCAUAACCCAGGAGAUGAUAUCUAG
This is a messenger RNA of Manihot esculenta (cassava), 765 nucleotides long. RefSeq lists its product as uncharacterized. Bases 109 to 765 code for a protein of 218 amino acids. Lineage: Eukaryota; Viridiplantae; Streptophyta; Magnoliopsida; Malpighiales; Euphorbiaceae. The transcript has 5 exons. The record is from RefSeq and is a predicted model, not a curated record.